This is a messenger RNA of Phoenix dactylifera (date palm), 1367 nucleotides long. The record is from RefSeq and is a predicted model, not a curated record. NCBI's taxonomy places the organism in Eukaryota, Viridiplantae, Streptophyta, Magnoliopsida, Arecales, Arecaceae.
UCGGAAACUCCCUCGCCGACACCGGUAAUUUUCUUAUCACCGGUGCCCAGCAGUUCCCCGGCAUUGGCAGCUCCCUUACGGCAUGACCUUCUUUGGCCGCCCCACGGGCCGCUGUUCCGAUGGACGCUUGGUUAUCGACUUCGUCGCUGAGGCGGUUGGGCUCCCGUUGCUGCCGCCAUCUUUGGCGAGCGGCCAAGACUUCCGACAGGGAGCCAACUUCGCCGUCACAGCUUGCACGGCACUUGACUUAGCCUUCUGGGAACAGAGAGGGCUUGCCGGUAUCUUUUGGACCAACGAUUCCUUGGGCGUCCAGCUUCAAUGGUUCGAGCAGCUGAAGCCUUCCCUUUGCAGCACAGUCAGAGAGUGCAAGGACUACUUCGGCAAAUCCCUCUUUGUACUCGGAGAGAUCGGAGGGAACGAUUACCACUAUGCCCUUCUCGCCUAUAGGACCUUGGAGGAAGUAAGGACGUAUGUGCCUCAUGUCAUCGAAACCAUUUCGAAUACUGCUGAGAUUUUAAUCAACGAGGGAGCGGUUGACCUAGUUUUGCUGGGGCGCCGCCAUCAGGCUGCUUUGGGUUGCUACGGGUUCGUGAUAUCUGUGACAGGGAUUCUUAAGCGAGCCCAGCUAUUGAUGUGGAAUCUGAUCAAUCUGCCUUGCGUGCCUGCGGGGUCCGCCCUGCAGGUGCGCGGCGUCUGCUCGCGCCCCGGGCCCCCGGGUUCGGGGCGUGACACUAACAAAGAAGACUACGAACCGCAGACUGGAUGCCUCAAGAAACCAAAUGAAUUAGCAAGAUAUCACAACAAAUUACUUCGUCAGGCAACAAGAAAACUCCAGAGCAAGUACCCAGGGGUUAGGAUAAUCUAUGCCGACUUCUAUGGACCAGUCAUUCAAUUUGUACAGACACCCGAACGCUUUGGAUUUAGCAAUGGGGCUCUAAUUUCUUGCUGCGGGGGUGGAGGUCCCUACAACUUCAACCCACAAGCCUGGUGUGCCGAGCCGGGUGCGACCGUAUGUGAGGACCCAUCCAAGUCCAUAUUUUGGGACGGCAUCCACCUAACCGAAGCUGCUUAUCGCUACAUCGCCAAGGGUUGGCUCUCUGCAUGGUCCCAUGCCAAGGUCGAUUAAGAGCCCAACGCCAACCCACCCAUUAUCACCCACAUUGGCUUAGUUUGAGAAUUGUGAUGCAUCGAAAAAUAAAAUCAUUAGGGUCUAUCUACUUGCUGUUCAUGAAGAACAUUGUGGGCUCUAAUGGUUGUAUUGUGGAAUUUGUGGACUGCUUAUGUAUUUUUCUUCUGUCAUCUGCUAGUGAUAUUAUGACAUAUUGAUGUUGUUUGAUCAUUUGAUGUUUGGCAUGUUUGCUGCUUCC